Colletotrichum abscissum is the source of this 1881-nucleotide messenger RNA. Its product is annotated as Gcd10p family protein. Bases 1 to 1881 code for a protein of 626 amino acids. Lineage: Eukaryota; Fungi; Ascomycota; Sordariomycetes; Glomerellales; Glomerellaceae. The transcript has 2 exons. Gene Ontology annotation, cellular component: nucleus; tRNA (m1A) methyltransferase complex. Gene Ontology annotation, biological process: tRNA methylation. The record is from RefSeq and is a predicted model, not a curated record.
AUGCACCACGUUGUCCAACCGCACCAAUGGGUGUCUCUGAAGUUGCUUUCAGAAGAUACGAAGGUGCUGCAGAUUGUACCCAAUACCACGAUUUCACUGGGUAAACUCGGCUCGUUCCCUAGCAACCUCAUCAUUGAGCGCCCAUUUCACAUCACCUACGAGAUCCAAGAUAGACGGGAUGGCGAGAACUUUAACAGACUGCGAGUCGUCUCUACGAGCGAGAUUCACGCCGACGCCCUGGCCGACUUGAACGCCCAGAACGCCGAGGAGGAGGGCACCACUCUUGAGAAUGUCAUUGCCGCCCCCGAUGGCGCAGAGUUUGAACUGGUCGAUCAGGAAAGCGGCAACGUAGUUGCCCACUCGCGACGUGAGAUUAUCGACGACGCCGCCCGCCAGACCUUGACCGCCGAGGAGAUUGAGCAGCUAAAGCAGGGCAACACAGACGCCGGCAAGGAGAUCAUCGCGAAGCUACUGCUGUCGCAUACCGCCAUUGACCAGAAGACGGCCUUCUCUCUCGCCAAGUACAAGUUGCUCAAGACCAAGAAGUAUAUUCGACGGUUCAUGAUACAACCACUUGACCCUCUGACGCUAGGCAAGUGGCUCUUGGAAGAGAAGGAUGCGGGAAAGGUGCUGGAGAUGCGGGAGGAGAUGAUGGGGCUCUUGAACUCCUGGGCCAACGUCCACUUCGGCGGCGUAUCUCUCACGGACAAGCCCGAGACCGUGACGAUUGAUGGGUCUGGCAUGUUGGACAAAUCCGAGAUUGGAGGUCGGUGGCUUGUGGUGGAGGACACAGGAGGUCUCGUUACCGCCGCCAUGGCCGAGAGGAUGGGCAUACUAUACCCCAAGGACCCCGAAGAGGUCCAAGAAGUGGAGGAUGCUACAGAUGUUGGCAAGGAAGAAGCCAAUGGAGUCAAGCCAGCAGAGAACACCACCGUCACCAUUGACGUCGCCGCGACAGAACAGACACAGGAGACAAGCACAGAGACUGCAGUACAAGACCCAACAACAACAACAAUGCCCGAGGAGGCCACAGCUGAUGCCACAAUGACAAAUGAUGGCGAGACGACAAAGCCGCAGCAACCCCGACGAAGACACCCGCCCCGUCGCGACGACUUUGAAGCCAUGUUUGCCCCUACCAACACCUUGACGCUCAUCCACCCCAACAGCCAGCCAAACCUCGCCCUCCUCAAAUACUACAACUUUGACAGCACAAAUCCAAACCCGCCUUACCCGCUUCAUCCCCUCGCUACCAACCUAUUGCCCAUUUCAUGGCUGCAGCUUUUGGAGCCCGAGGAGGAUGUCACAUAUUCAACACCGCCCCCCGAGGUCUCGGACGAGGAGCUGCACUCAUGGAAGGCUAACCGGCGUGGUAACUACCACCGGAAGCGAAGACGUUGGGCGAGAACCCGCUACAUUGUGGACUCGACGCGCGCUGGUGGGUUUUCCGGUCUCGUCAUCGCCAGCACGAUGGACACGGUGUCCAUCCUCCGUCACACCUUGCCACUCCUGGCCGGUGGAGCGCCGAUUGCCGUCUACUCGCAAAGCAUCGAGCCGUUGACGGAACUGGCCGAUUGCUUCAGCAUUGCCCGCCGCGCAGGCUGGUCGUCAAAUCCUCCGGCCGAGGCAGCUGGGAAGUCUGUCCAGGAGUUGGAGCGAUGGGAGGGUUCAGACGAUUUCCCCAUCAACCCGACUCUGCUUUUGGGCGCCAAUGUCCAGACGAGCCGCGCGAAGCGGUGGCAAGUUCUGCCCGGUCGCACACACCCCAUGAUGAUGGGGCGCGGCGGGGCGGAUGGUUACGUUUUUACGGGUUGGAAGGCAGUUCCGGCAGAGGGUAAGGUCGAGGCAAGAGGCAAGUUCAAGAGGAGAAAGGUGGAAGCAUGA